CUUAUCAGAGGUGGUAAGGGGCACCUAUUAGAAAGACAAAGGGGCACUAUUUGAAGUAAAAGGGGCAUUUUUCCUAUGUACAAAGGGAGACUUUUGGGACACUUUAAGAAAACUCAAAAAUUGGAGGCACUAUGCCCCUCCCCCGGAAGUGCCGCCUCUGACCUUAAUUUUCAAUCAAUUUUGAACAGUAACCUAAUAUAAUGUUAGUGGUACACAUGUAAUUUGGGAUUUGGGUUAGGGCUCCGGUUACAUGUAACAUGUGAAGGUUCUGAGUUAAGCAAUAAAAGAAAAAUCGAUACGAGCAACGCGAUUGCUCUUUGCUCAAGCAGACUUCCCGGAUAAUGCCCACUCCGGGCAAGCAUAUACGCGAGACGCGAUCACCUCGAUAUAAUCAAUAAUGGAUUAGACGCACGGACAUGACUUAUGCACAGACAGAUGAGUUAUCUCAUUGCACAGACCGUUCUUGUCAAAGCUCUUUCGAUCUGACCUGGACGGGUUUUUUUUUUCGUUCUGUCAUUUUACAGGGCAUGAGGGCAAUAUGUACACAAAGCGGACUCGUAUGACCAUCGCUGGUGGCGCCCUGUUAGUGAUAGUGGCCUUCAAGGCUUACGUUGAGUUGAGGAACCAUCUGAUCUCUAUCACCUAUUCUGAAAACAAAUAUGUCGCAUCAGUGGGCAGACUUCCAUACAGAAAUGAAUCAGUCCGGCCCCAAUCGAAUGAGGAGAUAUACUACGAACAUAUACCAGAAUUGGAAGAUCUUAAACUAAGCCUGGAUAUCCUAAAGACAGCUGCAGUUAAUCGGGAUAUCAAUUCUAAUAGUGACGCAGAUACAUUAUGGAUGAGGAAGAUAUUGAGUAAUAAGAGAGCUAGAACUACGUUCGAGGCCAAUAGGUUGUUGUACAAGCUCCAGGAUUCGGCUCUUCGUAACUCUACCACUGGUUGCGUUAUCAAGAUCUUGCAGAUGUGCCAUAGGUUGUUGUGCCUGAAGCAUAUCAAGGACAAGGCCAAAGACUUUUGGACGAGAUCGAAAUGUAAAUUCUCCAACUGUCGGAUUGAGAUGAAGGUUGGGAACGACCUGACGGACUUUCAACAGAGUGACGUGGUGAUCUUCCAUAUCGAUAAACGAACCUGGGCGCCACUAGUUAAAACCCGGUUGCCUGGGCAGCUCUGGGUGUUUCAUUCGAAGGAAGCUCCUAUCCAUGGCCCCCCUGCGAGCCCUCCAAGAGAGUUCGGAAAUCCGUUCAAUAUCUCGAUCUCUUAUAUGAGUGAGUCGGACAUCGCUCCUGGAUACUACUACCUGGACAGUGAGCAGAGAGACACAGACCCGAAAGUUCUUCGAAAGGAGAAGUUGAUGUCAUGGGUUGCGACCAACUGCAACGCAACUAGCUGGGCCAGGAGAGAUUUUGUUCAAGAACUCCAGAAGUACUUGCCGAUUGACACCUAUGGUCUAUGCGGGCAUCUGGACUGCCCCCGCUCGGAGAAAGAAUGCUGGGAAAUGCGUGGACAAUACAAAUUCUACUUAGCUCUAGAAAACAGCCAAUGCCCGGAGUACAUCACUGAAAAGCUCUGGCUAAACUCUUUCGCCGUCGGCACCGUUCCGAUCGUGUUUGGAGCACCGAAAGCCGAUUACGAGCGCCUGGCCCCGCCUCAUUCGUUCAUACACCUCGAUGACUUCAAGACCGUUCAAGAGUUCAUCGACUACAUCCAUCUCCUGGAUCGCGACCAGCAAAAGUAUCUGGAGUACUUCUCGUGGAGAAGGUUAGGUCACGUGAUGAAGGGGUCACCAAUCUUGACCACCAUGACUGCGAGUAACGGAAAGACCUUGUGCUUUAUUAUCAGGACAUUGCUCAUAAAAUCAUUGUCUCCAGAGAUGUACCAGUGGCAGGCUCGCCAUCCUGUCUUCUACGACUGGUGGUACGGGAUGUGUAGGGCAGAUACGCAGAAAACACGCAUUAUGGAUAUUGAUGUAACCAUGAAAACGGAUGUUGAUGUCUAAAUGCUAUAGUGAAUGUUAAGCUACGAUCACAAAGGUUCGUACGAACGAUAAUUUCGUACGAAUCUCCCUGUUUUUCCAUUGUCUUCCUGAUUUUCCAUUGUCUGAAAAUCGUUCGUACGGCGUUCGUAGCAGUUCGUAAUGGCAUUUGUGACCGAGGCUUUAUGCAGUUGCAUUAUAGAGACAAACUGAAAACAAAAAUCCUUGCCUCCUGAAAUAAAAUGUAAAUUUUUUCAAUUAUGAUGGUACCAAAUUCAGGAGAAUGUUGUGUAAUUAUUGCUUCAUAACCAUUGAAAUUUUUAUCAUGUUUAUUGCUAUUAUCAUAAUUUCUAUUAUCAUUAUUAUGAUUUAUAUUUUUAUUAUUAUUAUCAUCAUCAUUAUUAUUAUUAUUAUCAUUAUAAUUAUUAUUAGCGUCGUCGUCAUCAUCAUCGUCAUUAUUACCGUUGUUACAUGAAUAGUCGAAUGCUUUAUAAGCCUUGUCCAUUUUUUUUUUUUUUUAAAGUUGUCAUUCAUCACAAUUGAGAAGUGGGGGAUAGUUUUGGGGUAGAUUGUGUGUUUUAAUAAAAGAAAAGCUCCUAAUUUCAAUUCUGUAUAAUAACAAUUAUGUUGAGAAAUAUGAAACUCUAUUUUCUUUUUAGGUAGCCUAUUCAGUUUUAUUCUGAAAUAAAAGCAAUGCUUGUUUUAGUUUUUUGGUUGAAAUAAAUGUGUAGUGCGGUAAUAUAUUUUUAUUACUAUGUAAUUGUAAUAUAGUUUAGUCCUAUACAUUGUGAAAUUAUAAACAAUGAAUUAUGUUGUAUUUAUGUUGGUUUAUCAAAUGAUACCACAAAAAAAAUUGUUGUAAUUAUGUUUCAGUUUGUAUAAACUAGGACUACGGAAAAUUCUUUGCUUCUCUGUUAUGUACGAAAAGGAAUUGGAGUUGUGAGAAAUAAAUGCAAUGAAUACAAAUAAAAUAGUUGAAAGUUCGAAGUUUUAAA
Molecule: messenger RNA, 2967 nt
Organism: Strongylocentrotus purpuratus (purple sea urchin)
Lineage: Eukaryota; Metazoa; Echinodermata; Echinoidea; Camarodonta; Strongylocentrotidae
Product: glycoprotein 3-alpha-L-fucosyltransferase A
Exons: 2
Coding region: 539-1996 (485 amino acids)
Cellular component (GO): membrane
Molecular function (GO): alpha-(1->3)-fucosyltransferase activity
Source: RefSeq, a predicted model, not a curated record